CAUCGACCCUCUGUGUGUGUGCGCGUGUGCUUGCUUGCUUGCAUAUCCCAUGCGUGGAAAUCUUGACAUUGUAUUCGCCCAUAGAAAAUACAACACACAUCACACAAAGACAAAGAGUCCCCGUGUAGGCUGUCACAGACUGUCGGGGCAAGUGCUGUCAGCGAGCGGCAAUCGGUGGGGGGCAGGUAGCCAGCAUCACGCCCGGCCGCCUUUGUCUCCCCAGUGGCGAUGAUUUUUUACACCCCCACACACUUAAUAAUUUGAGGCUGAGUGGACCUAAAGAUGCGUGUUCGAUGUCUCCGUGUGCGCUCGCGUGAUGCACGUCCGUACGCGCACAUUUUACACGGGAUUACAAUACACACACUGCGACAAAGACAAAGGUCCCCCGUGUAGCCUCUAACAGACCCGAGGGGCAAGAGGUGGCUGUUAGCCGAGCAGCAGCAGCAGCUAUGAUAGGCGGGCACAGCGGCACACGCGUGACAGCGGGUCGAGUGGCCAAUCACCACCACGCCCGGCCGUCUUUGUCUCUCCCACGCGGCGACGUUUACGCACCGCUCCCACGUGCUCGUUUUGAGGCUGAGUCGACCUAGUGUGGAGGGCCUAGGUCCGGUGAGCGUGGAAUGGAACUCGGCUGACCGGGGUGACGACUGAACUCUUCACGUGAACAACAACAAAACCCACCUGGCUGGACACUCCUGCAACCACUCCGGAUGAGAGACACAAAGUGAGACUGGAUAUUUACCCAAGAUCAGAAGGCCAGACCGUCACCAGAAGACGGCCUGAGACGUUGUCCGGGCCACUGAACUGUUUCAGCCGCUCAUCGGGUCCAGCCACAGUCCCCACCCCCUCCCCCCCCCACCCAGAAAGGAGACUGCUGCCACGGCAAGACGUCAAGCACCGUCACGGUCAUUCGCUCGCCCGUCCUUGCACGGUCAUUCUGUUCCUGCCCGCACGAAAAGCUGCGCACACGCACUCGUUUAUUCCGCUUGAUCGGCAACGCAUUCCCAGCCGAUUCCCACAUCUCCCCGCCUCCUCUAAACGGCGCACCUCGAUAAUCCACCUGGAAAAAAAUCCAUCGAUCCCGACCGGCGGAACGUCCUUCAUCACCCGACGCGUUGAUAUUAUUUGCUUGGGUGGAUAUAUCCGAACGGCGCGCGCGUGCGUGCACGCGGGCUUCAACCGAACGUCGAUUUCGGAGCAUCUGAAACUUCACCGCGGGCGUCCCCGAAAUCCAUUGGCAAAUCAAAAAAGACCCCGCGCUUAAACAGGCACCGCAUUCGACGCCGAAUUGGAAGAUCGACAUUCCCACCCGAAAUAUAUCACAGAGAAUAUUGCGAGCAACAUCAGAGACAAUAUCAUCGGAGGGAGCGACGCCCUCCAUAGUUACAUAAGUCUCCCACUGUGCUAAGCGUAAGCGCGACAAGUCGGUGACUACCCCCCCCCCCCUCCCCCCCGCGACUGGCACAAUCGACGCAGGUCCCUGAGGCCUUGGGCCUAGAAAGUCGUCAACGGCCUGCAGCUCCUCGGCACUAAGAUAUCCCGAUUGUCCGGCCGCCACCACCACCACCGCCGCCACCACCGCCGCCGCCACCACCACCACCGCCACCACCGCCGCCACCACCGUCACCACCACCACCGCCGCCACCGCCGCCGCCACCACCACCACCACCGCCGCCGCCAUCUGUCGCUAACAAAAACCCGCGGCGUGGCUUCUUCAUGCCACGGGACCUCAGCAGGCAGCUCACAAGUAUCUAAAAAGCCUCCAGGCGACACCGACGUCGUGAACUCUGGCUAACCGAGCGGUCUUUUAGCCCCUUUCACCAGACUCGCAGGGCCUCAACUCGCCCAGGGCCAUAACAGCCUCUCGACCUUCAGCAUCUGGGCUUUGACGACCCCCGUUUUCUAAGCACGCACCUCCCCCCCCACCACCAAUCCCUCAAAUAACCUUUGGCGGGCCCCAAAGCUGCAUUGGGCCUUGCACAACAACCUCAGGCCUUUACCUAUGCCUCCGAACCCAAUCGGCCUCUUGUAACUCAGCCUCACGCUUGCAGGGUGUCUAUAUCACCCCCCGCCCCCUACCCCUCAUGCUGUAGUUGUUAAGACUUUGGGGGGCCCCCGUCCUAUAGCAGCAUCUCGUUCCCUCGUCCACGAAACAUCCUUCAGGCCACCGGAUCUCCCACCCCCCCUCCCCCCCCCCCCCGGCUUUGGAGACCUCCUGGCACCGCUGAGGCCCUGUCCAGGCUUCGGCCUGCUCAUCCCCGCAGCGGGCGUGGGUGCGGAGGAUCGGUUGUGCGGGGAGGAAGCAAGAGGAGGGGAGUAAGGAGAAGAGGAGGAGGAGGAGGAGGGGGGCGAGGAGGAGGAAGGGUCGCUGCUACGCGGCCUGGCCCCCCCCGGCUCAGCGAUGCCGGAGCAGAGCAACGACUACCGCGUGGUGGUGUUCGGCGCGGGCGGCGUCGGCAAGAGCUCGCUGGUGCUGCGCUUCGUGAGGGGCACCUUCCGCGAGGCCUACGUGCCCACCAUCGAGGACACCUACCGCCAGGUGAUCAGCUGCGACAAGAGCGUGUGCACGCUGCAGAUCACCGACACGACGGGCUCGCACCAGUUCCCCGCCAUGCAGCGGCUGGCGAUCUCGCGCGGCCAUGCCUUCCUGCUCGUCUACGCGGUGACGAGCCGGCAGAGCUUGGAGGAACUGCGGCCCAUCUACGACGUCAUCGUGCAGAUCAAAGGCGACAUCUCCGCCGUGCCCAUGAUGCUCGUGGCCAACAAGUGCGACGAGACGGCGCGCGAGGUGCCCGCCGGCGAGGGGGAGGCGCAGGCCAAGGCGUGGCGCUGCGCCUUCACCGAGACGUCGGCCAAGAUGGACUACAACGUCACCGAGGCCUUCCAGGAGCUGCUCAACCUGGAGAAGAGGCGGCACAUGAGCCUGCAGGUGGAUGGGAACAAAGGUGGAAAGCAAUCUUCCCGGAAGCACUUCAAGGGCAAGUGCGUGGUCAUGUGACGGAGGUCAUGCGGUGGAGGUCAUGCGGUGGAGGUCAUGCGGUGGAGGUCAUGCGGUGGAGGUCAUGCGGUGGAGGUCAUGCGGUGGAGGUCACGUGACAGAGGUCACGCGGUGGAGGUCAUG
This is a messenger RNA of Lethenteron reissneri (Far Eastern brook lamprey), 3121 nucleotides long. Its product is annotated as GTP-binding protein Di-Ras2-like. NCBI's taxonomy places the organism in Eukaryota, Metazoa, Chordata, Hyperoartia, Petromyzontiformes, Petromyzontidae. The record is from RefSeq and is a predicted model, not a curated record. Gene Ontology annotation, molecular function: GTP binding; GTPase activity. Gene Ontology annotation, cellular component: membrane. Gene Ontology annotation, biological process: signal transduction.